GUGCUCGGCAGCCCAGUGGGCGCGGACCGGUCGGUCUUCCUGUGCGCGGUGGAGCUCUGCCAGACCGCCGUGUCGAAGCUCGCGCCGUCGCUGUCCGGGCUGGACAUCAACAUGGGGCUGGGAAAGGUGUUCCCCACCUUGAUGGAGCGGAGUUCGAUGUCCGGCGUCAUCGACGUGAAGGUGGGCGUUGCUGGUGACAAGCUCGUGAGAGAGUUGGCGCAGCACCCGAAGGUCGGUUGCGAGGCGGUCACAAAGAUGGUCAUCACGUCCAUCAGCCGGAGCGAGAUGCCCAUGCGCUCGGUGGUAUUGCUGCGGACCCUGCUGAGUGAGCACGGGCUGCGGCUUUGCGCGCAGAGAGACGUCGUGUCGCUGAUGCUGAGCGCCGUCGGCUCGCACCUCGAGCGCACCAAGGGCGGCAGGGCCGCGGGUGCACGGCGCGCCGGUGUCCCAGGAGGCGGAGUCGCUGAGACCGCAGCUGAUCCAGGUACUGGCGACCUGCAGCCAGUUCUCCUCGGACACAGUCAACUUCUGCAUGCGGGAGGUCGAGAUGGAGCACCGAAAGCUGCUGCUGGCGGCCCUCCAGGAGGCCCCCAAGGCGGACCUGACGCUGGGCGCCACCGCCGUGGAGGGCCCCGAGGUCCAUCUCGCCGGCUCUGGCAUCCGGGCCGCGUCGCGCGGUCGCUCGCCGAAGCCGUCGUCGUCGGAAGGGGAGACGGGCGGCAGCGGCCGCCCCCCGAAGCUGGGCAGGGCCGGCGGGCCGGCCGGCAGCCGGCAGGACCUGCGAGAAGGAGCUCCGCAGGCAGGAGGCGCCAGCGGAAGCCGCAGGCCGCCUCUGGCGAGCGACGGGUCCGGAGGCUGGAGGGGCCAGUCCAUGGAGUCCGCCAGAGAGACGCCGUCUCCCUCGCGGCGGACGGGGCGCAGCCGCCGCAUCAUCGCCAGCACGGUCUCCGCGGAGGCGGCCGACCUGGGCGGCAGAGGCGGCGGGUUCUCCGAGGCCUCCACCGCGGCCUCGCCGGGCGCCUCCCCGAGACACCUCGGCCAAGGGCGACAUGCUCGACCGCCGCGACCCACG
Messenger RNA from Prorocentrum cordatum, 1072 nucleotides. NCBI's taxonomy places the organism in Eukaryota, Dinophyceae, Prorocentrales, Prorocentraceae. The record is from the annotation of a GenBank genome assembly.